CAUUCACCAUUCGCCAUUCGCCAUUCAUCCUUCGACGAUAUACUUGAACUAACUUCCUACACGCCUCUACAUUCUCUUCAUUUUCGGAACCCUCAACUUUCUACUUUUAUCUCAGUACAAUUAGAUUCUAGUUUCAAAUAAGAUAUACCGAACCCGACCGGUAAUUGACCGGAUUGACGGAUAGAACCAUGACGUCCCUCGCGGCGGGGAUAGUCGAUCCCACGAAAGCCGGCAAAUAUCCCGUCGUUUUGAGCGAUGCUCUACUGGGUAAAGACUCAAAGGAGAUUCUUACUGGCGUAAGAUAUAAUCAUAAGCCGUCUUUGUCAUCACCCACAGCGCCCUCCCAAGCACGAAUAAAACAGACAUCUUCGUCCUCCAAGAAGAGUGCCCCUUCGUAUGACCUCUCGUUCCAGGAUGACGGCGGUCGCUACCAGUAUAAAGGAACCCGGGGUGUCGAGGAUAGCAAAUAUGUGUUGAUCUUCGACGCCGCGCGCGAAGUCUUUGUUCUCCAUAAGGUAGACUCUAUGUUCAAUAUGAACCUGGUACAAACGCCAUCUAGCGAUGCCGAGAGCCUACGACGAGAAUUCCCCCAGCUUGAGGGUCAUAGCAGUAGUAGCAGUGCUAAGGCCACAGGCCCGACGAAUGGUAGCAAAAAGUCCACGAAAGCGAGCAACGAAGAGAAAAAGACAACAUCUAAACCGCGAAAACAACCGCCGAAAGCGAAGAAAGCUGAGGAGAAGCCAGCUUUGGCCAUGCCCGAGAAGAAACCGCCCCCGAAACCUAUAGCCGCCACCAAACCAAGUAAAGCCUCGGCAGACGAGGAAGAGGAAAGCUCAGACGACGAUCUUGGCCUCACUAUCGAGAACCCGGGUGGUCAGGCACGAGACACGAGACAAAACUUCUCACCCGGCAACAUAUUUGGCAUCCGGUCAUUUAACGAUUUCGAGCGAGAAGAGGAGGGAGAGAAUGACGAUGCCGAUGGCGAAGAUGACGACGAUGAUAACAUGGAGCACUUUACGCUACCUAGCCCGAUCAACCGCCAGAUGCAGGAGACCAGUUCUUUCCGACAGAAGCCACAAUUCAACGGGGAUGAAGAGGAAGAGGAGGAUGAAGAAAUGGAAGACGUGGGACAACAGUCUAUCGAUGCCGACGAGACCGCUCUGGACGAUGAGAUGGAUCUUGAAGCUGCUUUGAUGGCCGAACUAGGCGAAGUUGAUAAUGCACAGGAAAGCGAUGUUAGCGAAGAGGAGUAACUACGAAGAAAGCCACUGUCGUUCGUUUGGGCCUGCAGCGUUGUCUCAUUUCGGAGGGAUUUUUAUGAAUACGGCGUCUGGUGCCCUGGAUACCAUAUUGUGCAUUUAUGACUUGAUCAACUAGGAAUGGGUUACAUACAUCACGGGCAAAACUUAUGGAAAACGGAGAUUUUAUUAGAUUUCUUUUAUUGAACGAAUUAGUAUCUAAGCCUGAUAUCCGUGGCUACUGACAGUGACCUUAGAUGCUCGAGAAGGCGCUUCUCCUCGCUUGCGUGGAUAGAAAUAUGGCAAUAUCACAGGAGGAAUCAAUUAUUUCCAUCGAU
This is a messenger RNA of Annulohypoxylon maeteangense, 1576 nucleotides long. Its product is annotated as RNA polymerase II transcription elongation factor-domain-containing protein. The transcript has 2 exons. NCBI's taxonomy places the organism in Eukaryota, Fungi, Ascomycota, Sordariomycetes, Xylariales, Hypoxylaceae. The coding region runs from base 189 to 1253 and encodes 354 amino acids. The record is from RefSeq and is a predicted model, not a curated record.